UGUAAUUAGCAAUAACUUGUUAACAGCUCCUAACUCAUACCCCACGAUGUUGAAUUUAUCGCCUUCUCUGUUUGCGCCCAGUGAGUGGGACAUGGAGGAACCCACAAAUCGCAACGAUGAUCAUCAGAACUUGUUUUUCAAAGACGGAACUACUCUUCAGUUUAGCUUCUCGCCACCACCUGCAGAUCAUCAGGUUGAGGAGGCUCAGAGAUCUACGCCACUAUCCCUUGCCCCAAGUGAAGACCCGACCACCGUCAAAAAGCUUAACCACAAUGCCAGUGAACGCGAUCGCCGCAAGAAGAUCAACUGCUUGUAUUCUUCACUUCGUUCUAUGCUUCCUUGGUCUGAUGCAACGAAAAAGUUGAGCAUCCCGGCAACAAUUUCACGAGUCCUAAAGUACAUACCGGAGUUGCAGCAGCAAGUGGAAGAGCUUAUCAAGAAAAGGGAGGACCUUUUGUUGAGAAUCUCUCGGCAAGGAGAUGCGUCGAGCAAAGAAUCUCGAAGGAAGAUGGCUCAUCACUCCGCUGCCACCGCUUGCGUAGUUUCAACAAGCAGGCUCAGUGACAAUGAAGCUGUUGUUCAGAUUUCCUCCGACAAGCUCCACAAAGCUGCUUUCUCUCAGGUUUUGCUUUGUUUAGAGAAGGAAGGGCUUUUAUUGCUAAAUGCUUCAACCUUUGAGACAUUUGGACAACGGAUCUUCUAUAACUUGCAUUUGCAGAUGGAUGAAAUUUGUAGAAUAGAGCCAGAAAUUCUAACCGAGAAGAUUUCAUCAAUAUAUGAGAGGAAGGAAGGGAAUUUUCAAUGUUUUUAAUGAAGAUGACAUCCUCAUAAUAUAUGGGAGCCCUCAUACAUGUAAUCUGAUGAUACCUGAAAAUCUAUCUGUACAUGCUGUGGGAGUAUUACUUUCACAAAUUAAAGAAGCAAAUUGGAGACGGACGGUCUUUUAUAUGGACCUUAUGUUAGAUACAAAUGGUACCAUCAAUU
Molecule: messenger RNA, 984 nt
Organism: Neltuma alba
Lineage: Eukaryota; Viridiplantae; Streptophyta; Magnoliopsida; Fabales; Fabaceae
Product: transcription factor ORG2-like
Exons: 3
Coding region: 47-811 (254 amino acids)
Biological process (GO): regulation of transcription by RNA polymerase II
Cellular component (GO): RNA polymerase II transcription regulator complex
Molecular function (GO): protein dimerization activity; RNA polymerase II transcription regulatory region sequence-specific DNA binding; DNA-binding transcription factor activity, RNA polymerase II-specific
Source: RefSeq, a predicted model, not a curated record